Messenger RNA from Drosophila busckii, 4623 nucleotides. RefSeq names its product probable ATP-dependent RNA helicase DDX46 (gene Prp5). Lineage: Eukaryota; Metazoa; Arthropoda; Insecta; Diptera; Drosophilidae. The record is from RefSeq and is a predicted model, not a curated record. Bases 306 to 4001 code for a protein of 1231 amino acids. Gene Ontology annotation, molecular function: RNA helicase activity; ATP binding; RNA binding. The transcript has 5 exons.
UGCUAAAAGUAGCAGUAGCAGCAGCAACUGUCAUUCGUUCUAAUCUGUUAGACCGUUUAACGUUUUGUCGUUUGUGCAUCCCUGGUGAUUUUGCCGAUUUUAACCAAAAUUUUGACAAAAUUAAUCAAUUGGGGGUUUAAUAGUUGCUAAUAUAAUUUUAAAAUAUUACUUUGAGUGCCAGUGCCUUGAUUUAGACUUGUGUUAACCUUGGUGCUGACAUUCCUGUGGCAGCCAAAAAUUCCGCCGGCACUGCCUCCUUUAGCAGGCCGCCAUAAAAAAGUACAAAUCAAGCAGCGUUUUUGGCCAUGUCCAAAAGCUCCUCUGGACGUGAGCGGGAGCGUGAACGAGAACGCGACAGGGACAGGGACAGGGAAAGAGCGCGCGAUAAGCACUAUGAGAGUCGAGGUGGGCGCACGGAUUACGACAACGGCAAGUCCUCGCGCAACGGCGCAGGUUUGAGCAGCAGUGCUCGUAGUGGAGGGUUGCGUGAGGAGCGCAAACGUACCAAGGAUAAGGAUGGAGAGCGUGGGGCUGCCAUACGAAGGGAUGAAAAGCGGCGCAAGCGCUCUAGGUCCAAGGACUACGAUAAAGACAAGCGUCAAAUGGAUAGGGAACGUGACAAGGAAAAGGAGAGGGAGCGGGAACGCGAGCGCGAAAGGGACAGGGAACGAGAGAGGCAGCGGGAGCGCGAGAAAGAACGUGAGCGGGAACGUGAUAAGGAUCGGGAACGUGAACGAGAACGUCAACGUGAACCGGAUACACGACGCCCCAUUGCUGAGUCAAUACUUGUCAUACCCGUGGCCUCAUCCAGCAGCUCAAGCGACGAAAUAGAGGAAGAAGAAAUCGACAAAGAGGAGCAGCAGCGUCGUCUUGAGCAAGAGAUGAUCAAACGGCGCGAACGCAUUGAGCGUUGGCGUGCUGAGCGAAAGCAGCGCGAUCAGGAAGAUGGCAAAAAGGAUGCCAAGGUGGUAGUAGUGCCCACCGCUGUCAAAUCUGCCAAGAAAUGGAGUCUUGAAGACGAAUCAUCUGAGGAUGAGAGCAGCAAUCCAGCGCCUGUCAUUGACCUUGAUGCGGAAAAGAAAGAGCCCGAUUCACCACCGUCGAAAUUUCACAGCAUACGCAAACGCUUUGAUGACGAUGUGGUGGAGUCAAAGUUUUCACCGCUUAAGCGCCCCACUUUUAGUAAAGUGCUGGGCAUGUCGCUGGGAGCACCGCCUACAGAUUCAGCAGCAGCACUACCACCACCACCACCACCAGCAAAAUCACCUUCAGAACCAGCAGCACCAGCACCGACAACAGCAACAUCCACGUCCACAUUCACUAGCGGUAAACCUUCAUCGGAAGCUAUGCAGGUGGCGGAAAUUAAAAAAGAGCCGCAGGAAAAGUCAACAGACACUGAGGCUGCGAAGCCGCCAGAUGCGAUGGAAGUAGCGGAGGAUAAUAAAAAACCAAAAGUAGAGGAGACUAAGGCCGAAUCAGAUGACGAUGUAGAUCCACUAGAUGCCUACAUGCUGGAGGUUAACAAUGAGAUGCGACGCGUCAAUAAUUUUGUGGGCCCAGGACCGUCGCAGGGUGUCAUGGUACUAGAGGGCGUGGCCAAAAAGAAGGCGGUCACUGUCAAGAAGGGCGAACUCAUAGAACAAAAUAUGGACAGUCUGGAGUAUUCAAGCGAGGAUGAGCUGGAGGAUAUACGCGACACAGCCAACAGUCUAGCCAUGAAGCAUCGUAAGGAGCUGGCUAAAAUAGAUCAUUCCUCUGUGAGCUAUGCGCCCUUUCGUAAAAAUUUCUACGUGGAGGUGCCGGAGCUAGCGCGUAUGACACCCGCCGACGUGGAGAAAUAUCGCACCGAGCUUGAGGGAAUACAGGUGAAGGGCAAGGGCUGUCCCAAACCCAUUAAGACGUGGGCACAAUGUGGCGUCAGCAAGAAGGAAAUGGAAGUGCUGCGCAGGAUGGGCUUCGAGAAGCCAACGCCCAUACAGUGUCAAGCCAUACCGACGAUAAUGUCUGGGCGCGAUCUAAUAGGUAUUGCUAAAACUGGCAGUGGCAAGACGUUGGCAUUUAUUUUACCAAUGUUUAGGCAUAUAUUGGACCAGCCGGUUUUGGAGGAUGGUGACGGUGCACUUGCCAUUAUAAUGGCGCCCACGCGUGAACUCUGCAUGCAGAUUGGCAAGGAUAUACGGAAGUUUAGUCGUCCGCUCGGACUGCGACCGGUGUGCGUCUAUGGCGGCACAGGCAUCUCGGAGCAGAUUGCUGAGCUGAAGCGUGGCUCGGAGAUAAUUGUUUGUACGCCCGGACGCAUGAUUGAUAUGCUGGCGGCCAACUCUGGGCGCGUGACCAACCUGCGUCGAGUCACGUACAUUGUCCUGGAUGAGGCGGAUCGCAUGUUUGACAUGGGCUUUGAGCCGCAAGUGAUGCGCAUUAUCGACAAUGUACGUCCCGAUCGACAAACGGUUAUGUUUAGCGCAACGUUUCCACGCCAAAUGGAGGCGCUCGCGCGUCGUAUACUGAAGCGUCCCGUCGAGGUCAUUGUGGGUGGCCGUUCGGUAGUCUGCAAAGAUGUGGAGCAGCAUGUGGUUCUACUUAAUGAUGAUGCCAAGUUCUUUAAGCUCUUGGAGCUGCUAGGCGUCUACCAGGAGACGGGAAGCAUCAUUGUCUUUACCGACAAGCAGGAGAAUGCUGACACAUUGUUGCGUGAUCUCAUGAAGGCCUCCUAUCCCUGCAUGAGCCUCCACGGCGGCAUCGAUCAGUUCGAUCGCGACUCGACCAUCAUUGAUUUCAAGUCCGGCAAGGUGCGUCUGCUAAUUGCCACCUCGGUGGCGGCGCGUGGUCUGGACGUCAAGGAUCUCAUUCUAGUGGUCAACUACGAUGUGCCCAAUCAUUACGAGGACUAUGUCCAUAGAUGUGGACGCACUGGGCGCGCCGGCAAGAAGGGCUCAGCAUAUACUUUUAUAACACCGGAGCAGGCGCGCUACUCAGGCGACAUUGUACGUGCCUUGGAGCUUUCUGGCACGCCGGUUCCACCAGAUCUGACAAGGUUGUGGACUGAGUAUAAAGCGGCGCAGGAAGCCGAAGGGAAGAAAGUGCACACUGGCGGUGGCUUCAGCGGCAAGGGUUUCAAAUUCGAUGAGCAGGAGUUCAAUGCGGUCAAGGAGAGCAAGAAAUUGCAAAAGGCUGCACUGGGUCUCGCCGAUUCCGAUGAUGAGGAGGACAUUGAGCAGGACAUUGAUAUGCAGAUCGAGCAAAUCUUUGCCGCCAAGCGCACAGUCAAGGAUACGUCUGUGGCAGCCACAGCGCUUGCCGCUGCCAAUGCGGCAGUCAGUGCAGCAGUCAGCGCCCAAGCAAAUGCCGCAACAGCAACGCCACAUGCCUUGGCACAGGCGCAGCAACAACAGCAGCAGCUGCAGGCACAACAACCGGUAGCGGGCGCAGCUGUGGGCUCGGACAAACUGGAGUUGGCCAAGCGGCUGGCCUCCAAGAUCAGCAGCAGCCGCAAUCUGGACACAAAGUCCACACAGGUGGCCAACGAUUCCCUUAUGAAGGGGCAACCUGGCGCAGCGCAGCCGGCUCCUAUGCUAACGGCGCGUACAGUGGUCGAACAGCUGGCGGCGAAGCUGAACAACAAGCUCAACUAUCAGCCCAAGGAUGAUGAGGAUGGCUUUGGCAGCUCGUUGGGCAGCAACAGCAACUCGUUUACCAAAUACGAGGAGGAGCUGGAGAUUAAUGAUUUCCCGCAACAGGCGCGCUGGAAGGUAACGUCCAAGGAGGCUCUCGCACAGAUCUCCGAGUACUCAGAGGCGGGCCUAACCGUGCGCGGCACAUAUGUGCCCCAGGGCAAAAGUCCGCCCGAGGGCGAGCGUAAACUUUAUCUGGCCAUUGAGAGUUGCAGCGAGUUGGCCGUGCAGAAGGCCAAGCGUGAGAUUACGCGUCUCAUCAAGGAGGAGUUGCUUAAGCUUAGCUCGGCACACCAUGUUUUCAACAAGGGACGCUACAAGGUUGUCUGAAAUUAACACUUCGCUAAGACUACAGGCAAUCAAGCCUCAGGACCCUUUUAAAUGAGCAUAUUUACAUUUAAAAAACUCGGACAUGUCUGGAGCACACACACACACGCACUGAUACUAUUAAUCUGCAAUGUUGCUAGAAAUUCAUCAAUGUGUCAAUGUCACUUACACUCUUUGAUAAACUACAAACAUUUAAAGUCUCUUUUAUAUAUAUACAUGUAUAUUCGUCUAUGCUGCGGAAUAGCUUCUUGAGCAAUACAUACAUAUUCAUAAUAUAUAUAUGCAUAUAUAGUAGCUAGUAAGCCAGACCAUACUGAACGUUUUAUAUUUACAUAUGUAUAUAACUACAUACAUAUAUAUCGUACACCCACAUACAGGCACAUACACCUAUAGUAAUCAAAUGAAUAGUUAAUCAAAUUCAUAUUGUAACUUAUUUGAAAUUGUCAAUUUCGCGUAAUUUAAACCUAUCAAACAUAUUAUUGGAUUUGUAUUGUACUGCAUCUGUAGACUGAAAUAAAUAAUUAAUUGUCAAUAAACUACACCAAAAUAAUAAAACUCGAAGUAAAAACUAUAAAAAAUAACAAUGCUUGUUUUGAAAAAGUUAAAUGCGAAUUGGGCACAGCUG